Hypanus sabinus (Atlantic stingray) is the source of this 6072-nucleotide messenger RNA. Its product is annotated as gastrula zinc finger protein XlCGF26.1-like. The transcript has a single exon. NCBI's taxonomy places the organism in Eukaryota, Metazoa, Chordata, Chondrichthyes, Myliobatiformes, Dasyatidae. Gene Ontology annotation, biological process: regulation of transcription by RNA polymerase II. The record is from RefSeq and is a predicted model, not a curated record. The coding region runs from base 1250 to 2722 and encodes 490 amino acids. Gene Ontology annotation, molecular function: RNA polymerase II cis-regulatory region sequence-specific DNA binding; DNA-binding transcription factor activity, RNA polymerase II-specific.
GUCAGGACUUUAUUCCUUGCACUGUAGGAGAGUGAGAGGAGAUUUGAUUGUGAUAGAGGGGCAUAGGUAGUGUAAAUGCAAGCUGGCUUUUACCACUGAGAUGGGGUGGGAGUACAACCAGAGGCCAUGGGUUAAGGGUGAAUUGUGAAAUGUUAAGGGGAACAUGAGGGGAAACUUAUUCACACAGACAGUCAUCUGGGUGUGGAAUGAGUAGCCAGCUCAAGUGGUGCAUGCGAGCUCGAUUUCAACAUUUCAGAGGUUCAUGUAGGUACCUGUAUGGUAGGGGUACGGGAGUGGGCAGUUUAAAUAGUUUAGCACAGACUAGAUGGCCCAAAGGGCCUGUUUCUGUGUUGUAAUUUUCUACAAGAAUGUGAAAUAUUACAAAAAUUCACUCUGUCUUUUUAACAGUUGUGCGGACCAACCACUCACCUCAACAGGAAUUUUUAAUAUGGCAUUAAAACUGUGGCACUUUACGUUAAUAAUACAUAAAAGGAAAUCCUAGAUGCACAUCAAGAAAGACUAAUUGCAUGAGACUGUUUUUGUUACUGUGGGGCCAGGCACCCAUGCAGCUCAGCAAUACCAAUGGAGAGAGUCCAACUCCACCAAGGUACAAAUUGGAGAUGACAGAAAUGCCCCAUUCUUAUAGAAACAGGAAGAGCAUCAGGGAAUUGAUGGUCAUUCCAGAUACCAGCACUCUGACCAGUCAGGAGAUGAUUUCUCUGUCAACUUGUGUUGAACCUCACUGUAACAGUGUGAUACCAGAUGAAACCUUGGCAACUCAAGUAAUCUCAUCUGAAAUGUUGUCCUAAACCCAUUGAUGGAUUUUGUAAAUCUUUUUACAGGUUAAAAACAAGAAGGAAUUUGUCUCCAGCAAGUUCAAACACGGCACACCAGUUUUGCUGUCUCUGUCCAGAUAUUUAAGAAGUGGAGCGAGGGAUUCAAUUGACCAUCCUUCCUGCUCAAACUGUGGGGAGGGAUUCAUUCGGGCAUCUGACCAACUGGCACACCCGUCAUUUUACACAGGAGAAAGGCUGUUCACCUGUUCAGACAGUGGGAAUGGAUUCAGUCGUUUAUCGCAAUUGAAGGUACAUCAGUAAGUUCACACUGGGCAAGGCCAUUCACCUGUUCUGUGUGUGAGAAGGCGUUCAGUCGGUCAUCCCACCUGUGGACACACCAGUCAGUUCACACUGGGCAGAGGCUGGUCAUCUGCUGAAUAUCUGGGAAAGGAUUCACUCAGUCAUCUGACCUAAUGGCACACCAGUGUGUUCAUAUUGGGGAGAAGCCAUUCACCUGCUCAGUCUGUGGGAAGGGAUUCACUAAGUCAUCCACCUUACUGGUACAUCAGCGAGUUCACACUGGGGAGAGGCCUUUCACCUGCUCAGAAUGUGGGAAGGGAUUCACUAAGUCAUCCACCUUACUGGUACAUCAGCGAGUUCACACUGGGGAGAAGCCAUUCAGAUGCUCAGUCUGUGGGAAGAGAUUCACUCAGUCAUCCCACCUACAGAGUCAUCAGCGAGUUUACACCGGGGAGGGGCCGUUCACCUGCUCAGAAUGUGGGAAGAGAUUCACUUAUUCAUCCACCCUAGAGAGGCAUCAGCGAGUUCACACUGGGGCGAAGCCGUUCACCUGCUCAGUCUGUGGGAAGGGAUUCACUCAGUCAACCCACUUACAGAGACACCUGCGAGUUCACACUGGGGAGAAGCCGUUUACCUGCUUAGAAUGUGGGAAAAGAUUCUCUGAUACAUCCGCCCUACAGAAGCAUCAGCGAUUUCACACUAGGGAGAAACCGUUCACCUGCUCAGAAUGUGGGAAGAGAUUCACUGAUUCAUCCACUCUACGGAAGCAUCAGCGAGUUCACACUGGGGAGAAGCCAUUUACCUGCUCAGAAUGUGGGAAGAGAUUCACUCAGUUAUUCAAUCUACAGAGACAUCAUCGAGUUCACACUGGGGAGAAGCCUUUCACAUGCUCAGUCUGUGGGAAGAGAUUCACUGAUUCAUCCACCCUAUGGAAUCAUCAGCGAGUUCACACUGGGGAGAAGCCGUUCACCUGCUCAGUCUGUGGAGAGGGAUUCACUCAGUCAACCCACCUACAGAGACACCAGCGAGUUCACACUGGGGAGAAGCCGUUCACCUGCUCAGAAUGUGGGAAGAGAUUCACUGAUUCAUCCGCCCUACUGUGUCAUCAGCGAGUUCACACUGGGGAGAAGCUGUUUACCUGCUCAGAAUGUGGGAAGAGAUUCACUCAGUUAUUCAAUCUACAGAGACAUCAUCGAGUUCACACUGGGGAGAAGCCUUUCACAUGCUCAGUCUGUGAGAAGAGAUUCACUGAUUCAUCCACCCUAUGGAAUCAUCAGCGAGUUCACACUGGGGAGAAGCCAUUUACCUGCUCAGUCUGUGGGAAGAGAUUCACUCAGUCAACCCACCUACAGAGACACCAGCGAGUUCACACUGGGGAGAAGCCGUUCACUUGCUCAGACUGUGGGAAGAGAUUCACUGAUUCAUCCGCCCUACUGAGUCAUCAGCGAGUUCACACUGGGGAGAAGCCGUUCACCUGCUCAGACUGUGGGAAGGGAUUCACUGAUUCAUCCACUCUACGGAAGCAUCAGCGAGUUCACACUGGGAAGAAGCCGUUUACCUGUUCAGAAUGUGGAAAGAGAUUCACUCAGUUAUCCCAACUACUGGAACACAAGUCAAUUCAUAGUGGGGAGUGGCCGUUGCUAUGAAUCCCUAGGUUUCAUUUGCUGUGGACUGUCAUUUUAAGAGAGAGAAAUGAAAAAGUUGAAUCAUUCUGACUUGCAGCUUGUUUACAUCACUCGCAGCUUGUUUCGUUUUAACCGAGGACACAGACACUCAGAGUCAGACGGAGACGGAUGAAAAAUGGAAGGAUUGAAACCAGGGAAAUAGUGGCCAAAGGUCACUGUUUAGAACAUUCCUAUGCCCACAAGGGUGGGUUAAUUAUCCAUUCACUGUACAUUGAAUGUGUGGUUGUCACCUCAUUUAACGCACAGGAGUGGAUCUGAUUUGGGAUAUCCUGUGGAGACCACUUAUGUGUUAACCCUUGCCUGUGUGUGAUGUGGUCAUUCAUUUGAAGAUGAUACCCCUCAUGACAAGUCACAUUCGGUGAUAAUUUGUAUGUAGAUUUGUAAAGAUGAUGGAUAAAAUCUACAGCAACUGUUCUCUCAUUUUAACACUGCAGAACAGACAGACGUACUUUAUUGAUCCUGAGGAAAUUUGAGCUUCAUUACAGCUGCACCAACCAAGAAUAGUAUAGAAAUAUAGCAAUAUAAAACCAUCAAUAACUAAAUACUAAUAAGUUAAUCUUUGCAAGUGGAAAUAAGUCCAGGACCAGCCUAUUGGCUCAGGGUGUCUGACACUCUGAGGGAAGAUUAGAAAAGUUUGAUGGCCACAGGCAGGAAUGACUUCCUGUGACGCUCAGUGUUACAUCUCGGUGGAAUGAGUCUCCGGCUGAAUGUACUCCUGUGCAUAACCAGUACAUUAUGGAGCAGAUGGGCGUCAUUGUCCAAGAUAGCAUGCAACUUGGACAGCAUUCUCUUUUCAGACACCGCCAGAGAGCGCAGUUCCACCCCCAGAACAUCACUGGCAUUACGAAUGAGUUUGUUGAUUCUGUUGGUGUCUGCUACCCUCAACCUUCUUUUCCAGCACACAACAGCAAACAUGAUAACACUGGUCACCACAGCCUCGUAGAACAUCCUUACCAUUGUCUGGCAGAUGUCAAAGGACCUCAGUCUCCUCAGGAAAUAGAGAAGGCUCUGACCCUUCUUUUUAACAGCCUGAGUGUUCUUUGAGCAGUCCAGUUUAUUGUCAAUUCGUAUCCCCAGAUAUUUGUAAUCCUCCAGCAUGUCCACACUGACCCUUUGGAUGGAAACAGGGGUCACCGGUGCCUUAGCGCUCCUCAGGUCCACCACCAGCUCCUUAGUCUUUUUCACAUUAAGCUGCAGAUGAUUCUGCUUGUACCAUGUGACAAAGAUUUCCACCAUAGCUCUGCACGCAGCCUCAUCUCCCUUGCUGUUCGACAUAACUGCCUUCUCUCGACAUUUACCCUGAAUUACAAAUAUCUCUCCCAUCACCUAUUUUGCGGAUGAACUGAACUUUCAUACUUUACCAUCUGAAGACUCCAAGCCUUGUUUCCCCCGAGCUCAAUAGUUUGGGAGUUAUAUUUACACGCAUAUAUACACAUGACACAGUUAAAUUUUGUUUAACUUGCUUAAGUUACUAUAUUAUAAGUGGAUACUAAUAAGCAUUGUGUUUUUCACAUCAGAACAGACUCCAGUAGUAGUCUGUUGCUGCUGGUUUGUUUCUGAAGCGUUAUGGCUCAUAACAAAAUGGGGCCUGCAUCUGGGAUAUGAUCAAAUUUGAGGAGGAUUGAUUAAUUAUCGAUUUCAUUGGGGAAAUCUCUUUUGAUUUAUUUCUGUUUGGAAAAAUUGCAGCAAUGGAUGUUGAUCGAUGUCAGGAAGCACCAGCCUCUGAGGCAUUAGAGGGCGCCAGAAGGGUUGAGUUGUUGAGUAUUGCUGAAAGGUUAAAACUUGCUAAGGUGAAAUUGACAAUGAGGAGGGCACAGAUGCAGAGGAUAAUAGCUGAACAUUAUGAAUUUGUUGGUGUGUUUAAAGUGGAGGAGUUGGAGGUAUUUCCUGAAAGUAAACCUCGUGAGCUUGAGCUCCAGUACAAGUGAGAAAAAAUAAAGAUGGAGGCUGCGGAAAGGCAGAGGCAGUUUCAGGCUGGAGAGGCAGUAAAACAGACAUAAAAUUGUCUCAUAAAGUGUAAUAAAGGUAAAGGCUUAGCAUGUGUAUUCUGCUUUGACAGUUGAUGAAGCAGCUGAUUUUUUUAUACUGCACCAAUCAUCGCCACUCGGCUAUAAACGCGCAGGAGCAGUGUGUAGUUCAGUGCUUUGCUCAAAGCCACUCACGGUGCCUUGGCUGAGGCUCGAAAUCAUGACCUUCAGAUCGCUAGUUCAACAGGUUAACCAGCUGGCCACGCACCACACAUUAUGACCUAGUGAAGCAGGCUGUGCUCAAAGCUUAUGAGUUGGUCCCAGAAGCAUACAGGCAAAAGUUUAGAAAUUUGAAAGAAAUCUGUGAACCAGACUUAUAUGGAAUUUGCUUAUGAGAAAUUUGUGUGUAUUGCCUGCUGGUGCACAUAUAAAAAUGUAAAUGAUGAUUUUAACAGCUUGAAAGAGUUGGUUUUAAUUGAAGAAUUCAAAAAGUGCGUCCCUGAUGACAUAAAGACGUAUUUAGAUGGAAGUGAUGCUGCCACUUUGCAGGAGUCUGCUAGAUUACCAGAUCAGUUUGCUUUAACUCAUAAGGUUAAGUUUACCCUGAAUAACAGUUUCGAAAAGAGUAGCAGGGAUGACCAGGGAAAACCAGAAAUUAAUGCUGGGAUUUGUCACACUUGUCAAGUUUUGGCUAAACCUAAUCAGGUCAUCCCAGUGGCCCCACUCCAGCCUAUAGCUGCUGUGCUGCCUUUAUGCCAGUUAUUUAGUUCAUAACAUUUUCGCUUAGUAAUUCAUUUGUUAGUAUUUUCUAGUUAAAAUUAGAAUUGUUUAAAGUAUAUUCAUUGCCUGUAAAAUAUAUCGGCAUGCGAUGAUGUCACAUCCGGUUUCACCGCGUCUUGUGGGAAAAUACCGGUUUGGGAUCGAUGCAAGGGCGGGGGCUCGCACGAGGGAGACCAGAGCAGGAAACAGAGCCGCGCAAGAAGUUGUUUGUAUGCGUUAGAAAUCUCAGUGAGAGCAACGCUGUAAGUUAAUAGAUAAUCGAUAUGUUGAAUUAAUAUGUUAAUGCUGACGGUUAAAAGUAACGACGGCCGAUAAGGUUUAUGUUUUCGUUAGUUAAAAAGUUGCAGAUAGUUUGUGUUGAAGUGUAUUUAAAGCGGUCCAUGGCAUAGGGAGAUUCUGACUGUAUGCUGCACUUUAAUGCAAUGCAGUUGUAGUUUACUUUUACAAGUAUUUACAAUGUAAAUGUGAUAUCAAGGAACAAAUACUGUAUCAAUCUUGUAUUGUUUUAUCAACAGUUUUCACCAUAUGUUAAUGUGAAGAGUGAACAGUAAAUGGUUAAUCUUA